AUUGCCUUUUCAUCAAACUUGAUUCAUGCACUACGCGACACUGCUGAGCUGCUCGCAUGCACCCCCUUUGACGACUACACGUUUGUGCUGAGAGGCGAUGGAUGGGUGUUAGGACCAAAUAAUCAGCUCUUAUUCUGGGUACCACCCGCUUCUCGAGAACCAUUUUAUAAUCCUCGGACUGCACUAGUGAUACCCAGGGGCGGUGUUGAGCUUGAUUUGAGCCGCAUGGCACAUGGUACGCACUGGCAGCACUGC
This is a messenger RNA of Suillus bovinus, 255 nucleotides long. RefSeq lists its product as uncharacterized. The transcript has a single exon. NCBI's taxonomy places the organism in Eukaryota, Fungi, Basidiomycota, Agaricomycetes, Boletales, Suillaceae. The record is from RefSeq and is a predicted model, not a curated record. The annotation marks the transcript as partial.